Tinamus guttatus (white-throated tinamou) is the source of this 315-nucleotide messenger RNA. The record is from RefSeq and is a predicted model, not a curated record. NCBI's taxonomy places the organism in Eukaryota, Metazoa, Chordata, Aves, Tinamiformes, Tinamidae.
ACCUUCACGGCCUGGUGCAACUCGCACCUGCGCAAGGCCGGCACGCAGAUCGAGAACAUCGAGGAGGAUUUCCGCAACGGCCUCAAGCUCAUGCUGCUGCUCGAGGUCAUCUCUGGCGAGCGGCUGCCCAAGCCGGACAAGGGCAAGAUGCGCUUCCACAAGAUCGCCAACGUCAACAAGGCGCUGGACUUCAUCGCCAGCAAAGGGGUGAAGCUGGUGUCCAUCGGGGCCGAGGAGAUCGUGGACGGGAACCUCAAGAUGACGCUGGGGAUGAUCUGGACCAUCAUCCUGCGCUUCGCCAUCCAGGACAUCUCC